CGAGAUACGAGCCAUCCGCAGGACGCAUUGCUGGUGGCCUAACAUUUCUCAAGUAACAACUCUCAUAAUAAUUUACAUUUCAGCAUUUAUUCGUUUGUUUAGAAUUUUACAAGAUCUUGCUAAUAUUACCACAAGGCUUCGGGAAAUGAAAAUUUUAAUUUAUUGUACAUUUAACAUAUAGGAAAUUUCGAAUAAUCAUCUGAAUUAGAGUCAACUCUAACAUCUUGCUUGUAGAUUGGUAGCGCUUAGCAUUAUGUUUACAUAUUUUAACAUACUAUAUUGGAUUUAUACUUUGUUCAUUACUUGCAAAUUCAUUCUCGGACUAGAUAGAUGAUUGCUAGAAAAGUGAGAUUAUAGCUAUUUUUCUCAUCAAAUAAUUAUUGUUUUUUAUUUAUGUGAUCUCUGGAGAAGUUACCCAAUUCAACUUCAUAUAGUGAAUCUCUCUUCCUUUCUGCACGGUCAUAUUUACACAUCUUGUGAUUCUCUGUUUCUAGAUCUACAAAUCUAUUCAAUCUCAGCUCAGUUCUUCAUAUCUCUCAGAGCGAAGGUGGCGAAAAUGUUAAGCCGGAUUUUCGAGUUAUUUUUGUCAAAGGUGGUGGAACUAAUUGCAGAUAAUGCACACAAUAAUGUGAAGAGUAUAAAGGAAUUUGAGCUCAAUCUAAAAGUUCUGCAGAAAAAGUUGAAAUCAUUGGGUGCUAAGGCAUCUGAUGUUGAGGAGGAAAUCAAGAACUCGGAGCUUUCUGGUCGAAAGAAGAGGAAACGUGAAGUUGAGGAAUGGUUGGAAGAAGUCAGGUCCAUUGAAAAGCAAGUUGUUGAGUUGGGCACUCAAGUGGAAUCUGAAGGAUUUAUUAUGAGAUUGAUGGAUGGAGGGUUGCCAGCUAAACUAAUUGAAGAGGUUGACACACUUGUUGAGCAAAGUCGGAAUUUUGGUGAACUUGUCCUUGAUAUUUGUGGAAGUGGGGGAGAUAAGUUAUUGACAAAUGGGAUGGUUGGUCAAGCUUUUCAUGAAAAUUUGGAAAUGGUUUUGAAACUUUUGGAGAGUGGGGAAGUGUCGAGCAUUGGUGUUUAUGGUAUGGGUGGUGUGGGAAAAACGACACUGGCAAAGCACAUUCACAAUCGACUCCUCCAACAUUCUCAGGGACGUGUGAUUUGGGUUACAGUCUCUCAAGAAUUUUGUGUUAUGACUUUACAAGAUAAGAUUGCUCAUUUUAUAGGUGUGGACCUUGUGGGUGUGGAUAAUGAAGACAUAAGGGCGUCGAGACUACAUAAAACUUUGUAUCAGAUGAAGAAUUCAGUGCUGAUAUUAGAUGAUGUCUGGGAAAAUAUUGAUCUAUUAAAGGUUGGAUGUCCCUUUUCGGUCGAGUAUUGUAGGCUGAUUAUAACUACUCGCUCCUUAGAAGUGUGUCGUCAAAUCUGUUGCCAAAAAGUGUUUCAAGUGAAAAAUCUACAUGAUCAUGAGGCAUGGAAUUUGUUCAAGGAAACUCUAGGAAAUGAGAAAGAACUUGAUUCUUCGGCAGAAGAAAUUGCCAAAUCUGUGGCAAAAUUGUGUGGUGGUCGGCCCCUAGGAAUUGUUACGGUGGCUGGAAGCAUGAGGGGCGAGAGAGACAUUCAUACAUGGAGAAAUGCUUAUGUAGAACUAACAGAACGUGUCUCACGGAAUGAUGUCAUGGGAGAUGGUGAUGUUUAUAAAGUAUUGAAAUAUAGUUUUGAUCGGUUGAAUAGGAAUCAUCGUAGCCAAGGGGGCUUGGUUGAAAGAAAGACAAGGAGAGCGCAAGUGGAGCAAGAUCAUUCCACAUUGAAUAAAUUAGUGAGUGUGUGCCUACGGAUGCGGUUGAUCAAAAAGGGGGAAAUAGGAGCAUCAGCUGCACUUGCACAGCCUGUGUUUUCCUUUCUGAUGCGGUUAAGAAUUGAUAGGUGUGACAAGAUGAGGAUACCAUUAUCAGGAGUUCCCAACAUUGAAGGCAUUCAUAUCAGCGAGUGUAAAGAAAUAGAAGAGAUAUUUGAAGAUGAAGGAACAAGUUCCCUCACCCUCCCUAAAUUAAAAUAUCUAAUGCUACAUAAGCUGCCAAGACUUAGGAAGGUGGGGAUACUAUCAGGAGUUCCCAACCUUGAAUGGAUUUCUGUGACAAAGUGUGGAGAAAUAGAAGAUGUGUUUGAUGAUGGAGGAAGUCGUAUCCUAACCCUGCCCAAAUUAAUACAGUUGUACUUGUAUGAGCUUCCGAAACUGAAGAGCCUAUGCAAGGGAACAGCAGCCAUCAUUUGCAACUCCAUUGAACGUAUCUCAGUAACAAAGUGCCCAAGAUUGAUGAACAAACUUCCUGUGGAUGUGGAUUUGGCUGUGCCUCGACACUGUAAGAUAAAGUUGAACCCAGAAUUGUGGGACUCAUUGAUGUCGGACGAUCCCAACCUCUCUCGUUUCUUCUCUAAAGGCUGAUCAAAUUUUUUGUGUAAUAAUAUGCACAGAUUUGGCCCAAUGUUUUGUAAUAACAAGAUGCAUGCCCUUUUCUUAUGCAUCAGCACACCCAUGUUUCCACAAGUUCAGAAAUUGAUAAUAGGCUAAGCCCUCACCCAAAAUGUAA
Molecule: messenger RNA, 2579 nt
Organism: Salvia splendens (bonfire salvia)
Lineage: Eukaryota; Viridiplantae; Streptophyta; Magnoliopsida; Lamiales; Lamiaceae
Product: probable disease resistance protein At1g61310
Exons: 3
Coding region: 557-2434 (625 amino acids)
Molecular function (GO): ADP binding; ATP hydrolysis activity
Source: RefSeq, a predicted model, not a curated record